This is a messenger RNA of Anolis carolinensis (green anole), 5726 nucleotides long. RefSeq names its product inka box actin regulator 1 (gene inka1). Gene Ontology annotation, molecular function: protein kinase binding; protein serine/threonine kinase inhibitor activity. Gene Ontology annotation, cellular component: nucleus. Lineage: Eukaryota; Metazoa; Chordata; Lepidosauria; Squamata; Anolidae. The transcript has 2 exons. The record is from RefSeq and is a predicted model, not a curated record. The coding region runs from base 4758 to 5642 and encodes 294 amino acids.
AAUGCAUUCUGCAUUUCUGUUCCUGAGCUGAAAGGUUGCCCUUCAAAUGGACAAAUGGGGUUAAGGAGCCCCAAAGAGGCCUUUGGAACAGAUUCAACAAGAUGAAGAAUGGCGCUGAAGGGGCAAGGCAGGAAACGGCAACUGUUUUCUUUAGGAGAAAGAUCCGAAGCAGCAGGAUGGAAACAUGGAGUCAGAGGCUCCAAUGAUGAUUGGCGCUCAGGGCUCUGGCUGUUCCAGGCGUUUCCUUCUAGAUAUGUGAAUCCUGGAAAGAGCUCACUCUUGGAAAUGCAGCAACAGCGGGACUGAAGAGGCAUCACCUUCCUUCUCCACCAGUCCUUUUGUAUCUAUGGUCUUCCUCAGAGGGAUCCACAUCAGUGUUUGGAUAUUUUUACUCUUUUGGAUAAAGUGACUCCCAUAAAAAGAAAAACUGAUUUCAAGUGCCAAUGUUCUCUUGCUCCAGACAGAGCUAGGUUUAUUCUUGGUUGAGUUCUACAUUGCUGUGUUGCUGAAGAGUUUCUCAUAUAGAGAAUGGGAAGGUUUGCUGACAUGGUCCUCCUUUCGGCAGCCUGGCCUGGUUUCAUGGUGACUUUCAGUCUGAACUGUUGGAAAGACCGAACCCAGGGGCAGAACUUGAGUUUUACUUGCCCAGGGCCAAUUUAUGGAGUUUUCUGAGCAGGGAUUUGAACACUGGUGUUCAGAGUCCUAGUCCAGUGAUCCCACCAGGGUGCAGGGGUUGCAAACUACAUGGGGUGACACCAUCAGAGAAGGUGAUACCAAAAGGAUUCCCCCAGGCAGGAAGCAACCAGGCUUUGAAGUUGCCAGGGCAUUUAGUGCUAAUCAAGCUGGCCAAUUGCAACAUUCACACUUCCCUCCAACAGAAAAGAGUUCUUUCUCCCACCCUGGACCUUCACAGAUAUACAGUAUAAACCCGACUUGGCUAGUUUCCAACAUACCUCACAACUUCUGAGGAUGCCUGACAUAGAUGUGGGCAGAACGUCAGGAAAGAAUGGUUCUGGAACAUGGCCAUACAGGCCGGAAAACUCACAGCAAACCAGUGAUUGAAUAUAAUUGGUUUGUGCAGUGUUUCAGCAGAAAUGUAUUGUUUUUUUAUAAACCUAUCUCCAAAGUUAGAUAUAACCACAACAUCAUUUCCAUAAGCCUAGCAUACAUGCACUGCAUUAAUAGGCCUAUGAGGCUAAACCCUAUGCUAAUUUACUUUUUGAAUCUUUUAAUGUGCAUGCAGUCCAGAAAAAGCUGUCAUCAUUAUUAUACAAUGAUACUUCAGAUUGUGUGGUUUCAUCUGCAUGUGCUACAGCCACGCUCUGUUGCAUGCAAGGAGGCCCAUGGGGUUGACACCAACCCGAGUGACACCGUGGGAUCAAACCACUAAACUGCUGUGGUUUUAAUAUCACAUGCUGUACCAGUCCUGCCUUUGUAAGGGCCUUGCCCUCUAGUGUUCAGCAAAGGUAUUGCAGUCUCUGAAAAUGGCCCUAGCCUAGGCAUGGGCAAACUUAGGCCCUCCAGGGUUGUGGACUUCAACUCCCACCAUUCCUAACAGCUUCAGGCCCUUUCCUUUUCCCCCUCAGCCACUUAAGAGAGGAGGAGGAGGAGAAGGAGCCGCUUAAGCGGCUGAGGGGCAAAAGAAAGGGGUCUGAGGCUGUUAGAAAUGGUGGAAGUUGAAGUUCAAAACACCUGGAGGGCCCAGGUUUGCCCAUGGCUGUUCUAGCCCAUGAAUCUACCCUGAUUUGAGAAUGCCCAACACCCCUUAUGAUAGUAGGCCCUUGUCUGUUGGAAGCAAAUGUGAAUGUUGCAAUUGGCCACCUUGAUUAGCAUUGAAUGUCCAGGCAGAAAGCAGCCAGGCUUUGAAGCUGCAAGGUCAUUCAGUGCUAAUCAAGAUGGUCAAUUGCAACAUUUACACUUGCCCAAACAGACAAGAGUUCUUUCUCCCACCCUGGACCUUCCACAGAUAUAUAAACCCCACUUGCCUAGUUUCCAACAGACCUCAUAAUCUCUGAGGAUGCCGUAUAUGUGGGUCAAACAUCAGGAGAUAAUGCUUCUGGAACAUGGCCAUACAGCCUGGAAAACUCACAGCAACCCAGUGAUUCCGGCCAUGAAAGCCUUCGACAACAGAAAGUACAGAAUUAUCUCAUUCAGAAUCAAAGGGUUUUAAAAUUCUUUAAAUCUUCUUUACAGUCCUGAAAGAAAGAUGGCAAAAUAGAAUAAAUACUAUAUUGCAUUUGGACUCCAUUCCCGGUUUUCUAAAAUGACUGGCCUUUUAGCAUGCCAAGAGGCUGAGCUACCAUUUGGCCUCACUGGCGGCCAUGGGAACAUAAAGGAGCAAAUUGUUUGGUGUCGGGGAGUAAAUGCUGGGAAGGCCUCCUGCAGGAAGUGAGGUCAUGGUGAAAGGAGAGUUGGGAUGCUGAGCUCUUCUUCUGUGUGAGAACCAGAAGGCUGACAGAUGUUGUGAAAGAUGAAAGGCCAGAGCGGCCUCCACUUCAUGACUCUAUGCAGUGCAAAAUUAUCUUACUGUCACUGGGAAAGGGGUCCCUAAAAGGGGCCGGGCAGCUGUCUUGCCAAAGCCAUGCUGUGAAAUAUGCAGCAUGUUAUUUUCUUCUGUAAACAGAACCAUUGGAUAGACAUGAUCGCCGCUGCCUCCCGACGCUACUGUUCAGUGGAAAGUUAUAGUCUUGAAGACUUCCCCAGUAUCCCUCAUAGAAAGAUGUUCUGUAUGAAAUGGGGUGAUGGAGAAAGCUUUUGCAUGGACAGAAACAUCUUCUAGGGUGCUCUUAUGAGUUGUUUUCUGUGUUGUUGUUUUGCUGUGUGCCUUCGAGUUGCCUCCAACUUACUGCAAUUCUAUCGCGGGGUUUUCUUGGUAAAGUUUGUUCAGAGGGGGAUUGCCUUUUCAUCCAAGAGAGUGUGACUUACCCAAAGAUAAGUUUCCAUGGCUGAGCAGGGAUUCGAAUUUUCUUCUCCAGAGUCCUAGUCCAACUCUCAAAUGUUCUGUCUAAGAACUGUGAAUAAAUGCAAAGAGAUGCUGUUAUUGUAUUAUUGUUUACAAUAUUGUUUUAUUGAUUCCAAUCCAAGCUGCUGCUGUUAACUUUUCAAGAUCUUAAUGAUUUGAGACCCAUGGCCCUUGGGUGGCUUCACCAUUCUGGCAAUUACUGUAGCCAUUUGGGCAAGGAUUUAGUGAGGUUUUCUUAUUGCCUUUGGGACCUCUGCUUGAAGAUGUUAGAAAAUCUACAUUUUUACUGUUUUUUCAGAGAGGGCAUCCUAGUUUGUUGUUGUUUGGAUGAUCUGAUUAUCUUUCUUACAGUACUUCUUUAAAAGCUGGGUUUUAGUUUUAUCGAGUGUUAUCAUUUUAUUAGUGUUAUUCUUUUGUGUUCAGAAAAGAGGCCAAUACUUUUAUCAAAAAGUCGGAGUGGAAAUUGGAAUAGCUAGUGUUGAGUCUGGAAAUACUACACGUCCUGCAGUUAUUGCCAUAAGGGAAAAGUUGGUGUUGUGGAUUCUCCCUUUAUAUGGGCAACCUGGUGGUGAUCUAAUCAUGGCAUCCUAUUAGAUGUAGCUGACUGUUCUCCAUUUUCAUGUUCAGUCCAUCUAACCUAUGACCCUCCAGGUGUUGCUGGACUGCAUCUCCCAUGAUCCAUUGGUUGUAUUGGUUAGAGCUGUUGGAAUUUGUAGUCCAGCUGUACCUGGAAAUCUAGACUUUUCCCAGCCCUGUUCUAAGUCCAGGGAUCACGCAAUCAUUGGGGAUGUGACUCGAUAGCGUCCUCAAAGACUUGUGUCCAAGAUUGUUGUAUCUAUCUAAAGGAUAAUGCUGUAGAUAACCAAAUAAUUGAUGUUUCACAAGACCACCAGGAGAUUUUUCUGGUGGCCGAUAAAUGAGGCCCAUAAACUGUAAUUCUCCACAGGUUUGAAAGGGCAUCCUGGGCCCUUGUGUAGGACAUAGCAUCAGUGCUACAUACAGAUCUCCAGGACAUGUCUGUCUUAAAAGCUUAAGUAGAUGCCUUGUUUGUACUUUGCCAUGUUUAUUCUUUCUUUCACUUGGUCCUUCCCAGUCUUGUCCAGUGCCAUUGGUAAUCUGAUGUUUACCAUAAAGUCAUCCUUGGCCUCCUGUUGCUGUUGUGUAUGACGUGUCCCUGCUGCUGCAACCCCUACUCUUCUUUCAGCCCUUCCUCUCUGUGUGUCAUUCUUUGAGGUCCAGAAGAAGUAAAGGAAGUUAGAACCAAGAUGCAUAAUUCUUAUCUGGUCAAAAUAACAGCAGCCAAAAUAAAAGAGGAAAAUGGGAUGGGAAGGCAUACUGAGCACAGAGUGGGUUGGGCAACAGGAUGGAGAGCAGUCUUUGGCAACUUUCAGACCUUUGGAGAACUGCAGUUUAUAGGCCUUAUUUAUCGGCCACAAGAAAAAAUCUCCUAGUGGUCUUGUGAAACAUCAAUUAUUUGGCUAUCUACAGCAUUAUCUUUUAGAUAGAUACUACAAUCUUGGACACUUCUUUGAAGAUGGUAUUGAGUCAUAUCCCCAAUGCUUGCCUGAUAUUUAGGCCAGGAAAAUUCCUUUUCGUCUUCACAGCUGUUGAGCUCUGACUGUGUGCUGAAACAACAGUGUUUCCUAACCAGUUCAGUCAUAAAGGGGGUUAUUCUCCCUUAAAAGCUCAUCAGUAGCUGACUCACUGGUGCGGUGUAAAUGAAGCUUAUCUGAUGCAGUGCUAGAAAUUGAGCUCGGGUUUUUUCUUGACUGGAAGUGCUAUAUAUUAAGGAAAGAUGAGGAGAGAGCUGUGCAUGAAGGAGUCAAGCGAAGUGCUGCGGGGACAGAUGCAGUGCAUGAUGCGGACGCUGCAUGAUCUGAAGAAGGUGCACGACCAUGAGUUCCGACUGGAUCCCCAGGAGGUGGGGAGGGCACCCCCGGCCAUCCCUUCCCCCAAGCAGUGCACCAGUCCCCGAGUGUCGGGGCUGUCUGGAGCAGACUCUGCCUGUUGCUUGGAGGUGGCGGUAGAAGAGGAGGUGGCGUUCUCUCCUCCCAGCAGCGAGCGGAGCCUAGAAUUCGACUCGGGCUACUCUGAAGUGUCUGGGAGCAGCUGGCGGGAUGAAGAGGUACCCCCACCCUUACGAGCCAGCAAACUUUCCUCUGGGGGCUUUUUGCGCCGUCGACCACCUGCCAGGAGGCCCCGUCCCAAGUCAGCCUCUGAUGCCUGCCUAGAACGAUGGCGGGAUGUUGAACCAGUGGAUGCGGGGGACUGGACAGUCUCCCUCCUGUCACAGAGCCGCAACCGACAACCUCUGGUGCUGGGGGACAACUGCUUUGCUGACUUGGUUGAGAACUGGAUGGACUUACCCGAGGAGAGCGGGGAGCGUGGACGGCUGCAGCGCUGGCUGGCCAAACCCCAUGGCUUCCUUCUCAAUCUUUCAGGCAAUGUACGCCGCAGGCUGGCUGGCAUUUCACGCACAGAGCGUGCCAAGCAGGACUCUGACGGCACCAAGCGCUUCUCGUGCCCGGUGGGCCUGGGAGGGCGGCCUUCCCUCCCCUAUUUCCACCAGUCCCACGCCAACAUCAGUGAGCUCUCCACAGACUGUAGCAGCUUUGCUGCCCUUAUGAACUGCCGAAGUCGGCAACCCAUCAUUUGCAAUGAUGUGAUUGGCUACAUCUAAUCAAGCCUUCUUUUAUAAUCCUCCUUUUUCUAAACAGAUCUAUAUUUUUAUGGUUGUCUGUAAAUAAAUGUUGUUGUUUUUGUA